This is a messenger RNA of Melanotaenia boesemani (Boeseman's rainbowfish), 2638 nucleotides long. RefSeq lists its product as uncharacterized. The transcript has 6 exons. Bases 1442 to 2329 code for a protein of 295 amino acids. Lineage: Eukaryota; Metazoa; Chordata; Actinopteri; Atheriniformes; Melanotaeniidae. The record is from RefSeq and is a predicted model, not a curated record.
UCAGAACGUUUUUUUUCCAGCCUGUGGCAUCACAUGACAGCUGUAUUUUCUUUACAGCACUGCAUCAUGAACUAGCAACUGGAUUUCAAUACAUUGGCUGUUUUGGACGCACAGCAUGGUUGACUCAGCAAAAAACACAAGGAGGAAGCAAGGAAAAGAAAGAACGAGAUAGAGCAAAGUAUAAGACAAAAGUCUACAUCAGACUUUUACUGGCUGGGAAGAGCUCAGAGAAGACAGGUACUGAAUUAGCCUUUGCUAGAGGGCGCCACAGUGAGAAAAUCUGCCAAAAUCCAUUAGUGUUGGUUUUAGUUAACUCUGAACUACCAAAAAUAGGAAUAACAGUGUCUAAAUUACAUCACUUUUGCAUGAAACCAAUAAAUGAUCAGCAUAUUAUUUUUGGUGCCCAUGAGCAGAAUUCUUUUCCCAACAUAAGAUGUAAAGUGCCGAGGCAGCCUACAACAAAACAUGAGAGCAGUGGCUAUAAGAAAAAGCCCUCUUUCUUUUGCUUGGACUGUUGUGACUUGAGUUUGCUCGGGAAGAGGCGUUUGUUUUUGAAGGACAGGAAAGAGUUAACAAUUAGAGGUCACAAAAUAAUGGAGAGGCGAGUGGGUGGUCCCUGGUAAUGGCUGUUUAUCACGUAUGAGAAAGGAAAGUUCAGGAAAAGGGUUGGCAUGUGGAUCAGGAAAACACAGAGAAGCCUGAGCAGAGGCACAGCAGGACUAGCUGGUGCUGUUUCAGAUAUGGGUGGAGGGAGCAAGGUGGUGAGAUCAUGUUGAGAACAGGGGUUGGGGGGAAUAAAGCGUGUGAUUAGCAUGUGGUAUGUGUAUCUGUGACACCAGGGAGAUCCAUGUGUUCAUGGGCAGCGGUCCAAAUUGUGCAGAGAGGAAGUGGGGUAUGGUGAGGAACUGGGAGUACACACCCAGGAAACAUGACAGAACUGGCAGCUGUGAGAAAAGCUUUAUAGUGGUCAAUAGAAGUAAGAUGGAAAUGUGAUGUAUUAUGAAAGCCAGAGAAAGAAAGGGUGGGGCCCCACAAGCAGUGACUAAGAUGCAAAUCAUUAAUAGCAACAUGAUGCAUGAGAAUUUCCACAAUCCUGGCACAGCUCAGGCUGCAGACAUAUGUAAACAAACGCCUUGACCCAUUAGUAAUCCAAACACCCUGUAAAAAUGAACCUGGAAAAGGAGAAAAUGUUUUAAAGCUUACAUUCCAGUCCGACGCCAACUUAUCACUUAAGCCACAGAUAUGUGGAGUGAGUUACUGUUCAUGAAAGGGAAGUGCGGAGGAGGGCCGUGUAGCAAUCAGCUUGGGAAUAAUGGAAGAGGGAGAAAGGGGCCAAGAAGUGAUAACAGUCUGAAGCAGCAAGGACAGGUCCCUGCUGUCACAGGCUGCAGCGUGAUGAUCAGCAGCUGCUGAGAGAAGAGCUCACUUCCUGUGCUCUCAAAUGGGUUCCUCAAAAGAUGGCGCCAAAGCCAACAUACUGAAGGAUUCUCCAUCCAAGCCAUCUGUGGCUGAGUUGGCUGGAAGGUUCAAGGGUCAUAUUCUGCCAAUGCCCAACUCCAGUGAUGAGUUGCCAUUUAGAAGAAGACCUCCAUGUUCCCUGAAGUUGCAAAAUGAUAAUGAAGAGUCAGAUAAAAACGUUUCGCCCAGUUCCUUUAAAAUAAAGAAGAACUCUGCCAUCAUUGAAAAACUGCAGGCCAACCUUGCUUUGUCACCCACUGCUUUGCUGCCUUCACCCAAGAGUCCUGAUGUAAAGCUGCAGCCUGCAUCACUGUCCCCAACAAUGCCCUGCAGCCCCCUAAGUCCCACCGUGAGACUGCCACAUCUGUCCAGCGAAGAUGAGGAUCCCAUCAGCUUCGACAGCCCUCCUGAAGGCACUCCACUGCCAAGCUUCAACAAGACACGAGCACGAUUAUCAUUCAAGAGGCGUCCGCCCACAAGACAGCACCGGAGGUCAGCUGGAGAGGAGGCGGGAGCCGCUGGGAGUGGUCUGUCUCCGUGUGAACUGCAUGCCCCAAAUGAAAAUGGGGACAAGGAACAGGUUUAUGACAACCUGACUGAGGAAGCUGAAUUUAAGCAGCUUGAUAGUCUGACAGAAGUUAAAAAUAAGGAUGAGGACUGUGAAAAGAUAGAUGCUGAUGCAGCACAGAAUGACCCAGACGUCAGGGAAAAACCACAGCAGGAAGUGGAACAAGACAAGUGUGCAGAACCUCUUGAGGAAGAGGAGGAGGAACCGAAGCCUUUCAAGUCUGCCGAGCAGAUGGAGGAUGAUGUUAAGACUGAAGAGGGUCAAACACCCCAGGAAUCACAACAUGAUGGGUGUGAACUGUGACUGUUUAUAAUAAGGAAAAAAACAAAUAUAAGUUAUUCUGUGCUUUUUAUUAAGAAAACUCCUUUUGAAGAGUUAAUCAGUUUAAAAUGUUCUGGUUCAUGCUCUUUUAAUUUCCUCUGUCACCCUCUCCUGGCUUUUUAUAGAACCAUAAGUGCUGGAGAGUCAGGAGAGGUAGCUGUUAUUGUAUACAUGGAAAUAAGUAUGACAGUAACCAUGACUACAGGAAGUUUCCUUCUUUCAUGUCGCACCAAGUCUUCAAGACUCUUGUUUUUAUAACAUUUUUUUUUAUAAACAAGUCAAAGACUUUGA